Molecule: messenger RNA, 1659 nt
Organism: Lobosporangium transversale
Lineage: Eukaryota; Fungi; Mortierellomycota; Mortierellomycetes; Mortierellales; Mortierellaceae
Product: WD40-repeat-containing domain protein
Exons: 9
Coding region: 1-1659 (552 amino acids)
Biological process (GO): mRNA splicing, via spliceosome
Molecular function (GO): protein binding
Source: RefSeq, a predicted model, not a curated record
AUGUCUGCCAUGGCAGCUACACAUACUCACGUCGGGAUGAACCCUAACAGGAUACGACCAACCGAAGAUAUCUUUAAUGCCGACGAUCCGCAUAUUCGCGAGGCAAUAGAUAUUAUCCGCAUGAUAAUGCAGUAUCUCUCAGAUGAAGGCUAUUAUGCUUCGCAAAUGACGAUUCAAGACGAGUCAAAUGUGAAGUGGCAUGAGCGGGAGGAAAACACACACGAGACGCGUCGCUUGAAGAAAGCCAUUAUUGAUGGAGAAUGGGCUGAAGUUGACAAGAUCUGUUCAAAACCACUGUUCAAAAACCAAAAGAGCUUCUUGUUUGCGGUAUACAAGCAGCAAUACCUUGAAUACAUUGAGCAUCGUGAGAUGCAAAAGGCGUUCACAUUUCUUCAAAAGCGCCUCAAACCUCUGGAGCAGCACCAGAAAACACCGAUCGAAUUUAAGGACCUCUGCUAUCUCCUCACUACAAAAUCUAUCCAUGAUGCACCAUCCUUCAAGAAUUGGGAAGGUAUCGCACAAGGCAGAGACAGGCUUGUCGAGCAAUUCCAGAGCAUGCUUGAUGUCGAAAACUCUGUAAAGGAUGGCUCAGUGUAUGUCCCGCCCAACCGUUUGCUCAACUUACUUCGUCAAGCCGUUGCAUACCAGAUCGAAGUUUCCCGGUAUCACCCACGGAUUUCACCCAUUGUUGAAACACUCCUUCAAGAUUUUUCGCCUUUUGUCAUCCCAAAUGCAACCAGAACAAUCAUGCAGGGCCACCGUGGAAAUGUAAAAUGUGCAGAGUUUGUGGGCAUCGAAGGCCGCUCUAUCGUUUCAGGGUCUAGCGAUAAUACUCUACGCGUCUGGGACACAGAAACAGGAAACUGUCUUCAUAUCCUAGGGGGACACUCGUCCAGGAUAUGGGACGUCUCAUCUAAUGAUGCCGGUACAACCAUCGCCAGCGCUAGUGGUGAUUCAACAGUCAAGAUCUGGGAUAUCAAGGGGUCUAAAGCAUCUUGUCGUGCUACUCUGACUGGCCAUUCUGGUGACGUAUACACUGUCAAAUAUGGUCCUUCUAAUAACUAUGUUGUAUCUGGUGGAUACGACAAGAUUGUUCGACUGCAUGACUUGGCGACUGGACAGGUUAUAAAGACCUUUAGUGGGCACCAACUUGCUGUGUCCAAAGUCAUUCUCAAUCCUAUUGGUAACCUGAUCGUUAGUGGAUCUAAAGAUAAUACGAUCAAAUUCUGGGACUUGGUAUCAGGCGUUUGUAUUAAGACGAUCACAUCACACCUUGGAGAGGUCACGUCAGUGGCCAUGAACUCGAAUGGUACCCUUCUCCUUAGUAGCUCUAAAGAUAACUCUAAUCGUCUUUGGGAUGUCCGUAUGACACGUCCACUCCGGAAGUUGAAGGGCCACCAAAAUACGUCAAAGAAUUUUAUCCGUGCAGGAUUUGCUCACAACUCAUUGUUAGUAGGAGGGUCCGAGGAUGGCCUCGUGUACAUUUGGGAUCAAGAGUCUGGCGACAUUCUCCAGAAGUUACAGGGACAUGAGGCAAUGGUUUAUAACGCCGUAUGGUCACCGAAGCAGAGCAUGUUUGUGAGCUCUAGUGAUGACCGAACAGUCCGGACCUGGUAUUAUGAUGGUAUAGUUUUUUCUGUUUUCAAAAUAUACUUUUAG